ACCUCCUGUGGUAUCCUGGCAGUAGCCUAUCGCAGCCGGCUGAAGGGCAUCUAAUGAUGGACCGGAGGCGGAGGCAACAAGGAGAGCGCCGGUGCUUCGGACAAACCAGAGGAGUCUCACUUCCGACAGCCACCAGCCUCAGAUGGGAUCUAAGCGCGAGUGAGCGAGAUUAUUUUACGCGCAAAGUUUGACUUUACGCACGCGUGUAACGUGAUCUGUUAGGGAAUUACCUCUCCUAACGUGUCGACUUUGGGCUUUACGCAGUUUUAAGAGACGUUCAAGGUUGUUGUUUUUUUUUGUUUGUUUUUUUUUUUGUCCUGUGGAAGCUCCGUGUUUUGCGCUGCCGUCUGAAGUGUGUGCGAGAUCCAACCGGACAUCCACCACAGCCUGAGGAACAAAUUCAAACUGAAGCGUCUUCGAGACAUCCAGGAGUCCAGAGAGGAAAUACAUACACUACACGAAGAUGCAGCAUUUGGCCUCGUAGUUAAAACCUAAGACUGCUCCAAAAACGCACGAGACUCUCUGAGGAGUUCAGCUCGGACUAAACCAUGUUGGCGCUGCUCGGAGUUGUGCGUAAAAGCAGCCGCGCACCGGGCAGGAAGUGAACUAAUUAUUAUUAAACACCAUCCCUCAUUUCCAUAUCUAGCGUGAGUUGGCUGGACCGCAGCCAAUCACCCAUCGAAAGGCAGCUAGAGUCGCAAAAGCAUUAUCCUUCCUCCAUCAUAAUUACACUGACAUGCGCAAUCUGCACACGGACAUCAACACCAGCCACCGAUCGCUUAUUUCACCGACCCCGCUCCCUCCGAGGGGUCCCAUUCGCUGCUCGUAGAUGGUUCGGGAAAAGGCAGCGGGGAGACGCGCAAACGGUUCAACAUGUCCCGCCGCAAGCAAGCCAAGCCGCAGCACCUCAAGUCGGACGAAGAGGCGACGCAGAGCGGACUCCUGUGCAGAAACGGCCUCGUUAAGGUGGAAAGAGAGGAGGCCGACGGAGGCUGCCACGGCAGCGAGGAAACUCGCAUCUGCGACAAGUGCUGCGCUCAGUUCUUCUCUUGGGCCGAGCUGAACGAGCAUCAGAAAGUCUGCACCGAGGACCCCUUGGUGCUGAUAGUUAAGGACAACGAGCGGCUGCCCGCCCCCGAGGAGUCUCCCGUCGAGGCCUCUCCGGUUCCCAGCGUGGCCUCCAGCGACCUGUCCGCAGCCGAGUCCACGGACGCUGGCUUCGAGCUGGCGGAGGCUCUGGUUAACGACACUGACAGUCUGGAUAAUUUAGAGGAGGCGGGGGAGAGGGAUGAAGUCAUGGAGCUCGAGACUUGCCCACAGGACAAUACCAGCCCUCAGCUUGUGGAUUCAGCUGAGUCCUCCCAGAUGUCAGCAGCUGACAGCUACAGCAUGCCGAGCACGAACGUGACGCUGGAGAUCCUCCACAGCACCAGGGUGGCCGUGGCGCAGUUCUCCCAGGGGAUCGGCAGCGGCCCGGGAGGGAAGGCGGCUACCGCGGCCAUCCCCGUCAUCCUGGAGCACCUGCUGGCUCUGCAGCAACAACAGGUCCACCAGCUGCAGCUCAUCGAGCAGAUCUGCAACCAGGUCGCCGUCAUGAACAGGCAACCAACGCAGGCGGCGUUAAACCCAGCCUCCAGGCCCCUACCUCUGGCCCCCAACCCUUUCCCCUCUCAAGGCGUCGUCCCUCCUCCCAUCCUGCCUCUGUCGGGGACGAUGCCCUCGGCCGUCAACGGACAGGCCGCGGUUUCGUUGUCGUCUGUGCUUGAAAAGUCGCAGAGCAUCCCCCCACAAACUAUAUGCGGUCAGCCCACGUUAAGAGACGUCACAUGCACCUCGGCCUCCCCAGAAAUCUCCACCCACUCCCUGUCCAGCAGCGGCAGCAGCAUCUCCACGUUGCUGCCUCCUUACACAGGCUCACAUACCAGCAGCAUUAGCAGCGCUCAGACGCUGAGCUCCUCCAGCCCGCUCUCCCUGGCGCAGGGCGGCCUCCUCAGCUCUUCCUCCAGCCUGCCGUUCCUACCUCAGAGCCCCCCCAGCAGCGUCAUUUUCCCCAAUCCCUUGGCUAGCAUCGCCGCCACAGCUAAUGCACUUGACCCCCUCGCAGCCUUGAUGAAGCACAGGAAGGGGAAGAUGCCCAACGUGUCCUUGUUCGAGACCAAGCCCAGCCCGGAGGAGCCCUUCUUCAAGCAUAAAUGCAGGUUCUGUGCCAAAGUGUUUGGCAGCGACAGCGCUCUGCAGAUCCACCUGCGCUCCCAUACAGGAGAGCGGCCCUUCAAAUGCAACAUCUGCGGCAAUCGCUUUUCCACAAAAGGGAACUUAAAGGUGCACUUUCAGAGGCAUAAAGAGAAGUAUCCUCACGUUCAGAUGAACCCCUUCCCCGUGCCAGAAUAUCUAGACAAUAUGCCAACAAGUUCUGGGAUUCCCUACGGUAUGUCUAUCCCCCCAGAAAAACCUGUCUCCUCAUGGCUGGAUAACAAGCCCGUUGUAGCGACUCUGCCAGCCACUCUGGGUCUUCCGCUUUCCUCCACUAUUACCAGUAUCGGAGGCUCAAAUGACCCUGUAAGUGUAACACCAUCUGUUAAAUCUCCCUAUCAGCCAGCUCCUGGUGAAUGUGUAUCUGUGUCACCUAACCACAGAGGCAGUGAGGCUCAUUUCUCUCCUGUUUCAGAGUCUCCACAGCCUAACCGUCACACAGAAGGGCCCAAUGUGUUGAAAACAGAGGGGGUCCACCUGCCCCAAAGCUGCACCUUGAGGCUGAGGGCCAACCCGGUCACCGAAGCGACCAGCACCACGGCCUCGUCCGUGGCCACCACACCUGAACCCGUCGCCUCCGCAUCUCCCGCCUCCAACUCCCCUCCCCACUCAUUAAUCUUGGAGGAGACUAGAUUCCCGCCAGGCGGCUUCCUGGACUCUAUGCACACGUCGGAAACCUCAAAGCUCCAGCAGCUGGUGGAGAACAUUGACAAAAAGAUCACGGACCCGAACCAGUGCGUGCUCUGCCACCGCGUCCUCAGCUGCCAGAGCGCGCUGAAGAUGCACUACCGCAUCCACACGGGCGAGAGGCCCUUCAAAUGCAAAGUGUGCGGCAGGGCCUUCACCACCAAAGGGAACCUGAAGACCCACGUGGGCGUUCACAGGGAAAACCCCCCGGUCCUGGUGCAGCACUCCUGCCCCAUUUGCCAGAAGAAGUUCACCAACGCCGUCGUCCUCCAGCAGCACAUCCGCAUGCACAUGGUCGGCCAGAUUUCAGACUCGACCCUGGUGGACGGGCUGAAGGAGGUGGACGGUGACCUGUCCCUCAGCGAGAACAACUUCGACAGCCUCAGCAGCAACGGCAACGACCUCGCUGACGACAUGUCCAUGGAGGACGACAACGAGGAAGAGGAAGAGGAGGUAGUAGAGAAUAUGGAGGAGGGUGUGAAUUCAUCUAAACCUUACAUCUCUGAUUGUCACUCGCCCCCUAAGCCGCUCGCUAUCGUUUCAAGUAUAGCAGCUCUGGAGAACCAAACCAGGAUGCUUGACUCGACUGUGAGCCUACACCACUCCUUUGGCAUAAAUAUAAAAACGACCCAAACAAACGGCUGUAAAGACAGCAGCCACGUCAACACCGAAUCAGAGAAAAAGCUGGAGAAUCACAGCCCACACGCGUCCGAAUCCUCCUGCUCGCCUUGCGUGUCGGCGUCUCCCUUUCAAAGCAACUCUGAGGGCGUGACGAUCAAAUCACCGGCAGCGGGCAACAGCAGGCCGGAGUCCCAGGAACCGUUGGCAGCUUCGGUGAAGAGAGAGGAAUCUGAGUCUCCUACCUCUGCAUCACAGCCCGGCAAGCUCACCGUGAAAGAGGAGACUCCUUACAGCAUGUCGUUCGAGCUGAGCCGAGACAGAGCUGCAGGUCAAAGCGUGCACGGCCUGUGCUCUUCGUCGGGCUCGGUAAAGGCCGAGGUGAACGGCCACUCUCACCCAAACAACCCCCUGUUCAGCGUCCACAUCGGCCCAGCCUGCCCGUCCGUCUGCAGCCCGGGGGUGACCUCCCUGCUCGGCCCCGCGCCGCCGCGCCGGACGCCCAAGCAGCACAACUGCAACGUCUGCGGGAAGAACUUCUCGUCGGCCAGCGCCCUUCAGAUCCACGAGCGCACGCACACCGGAGAGAAGCCGUUCGUCUGCUCCAUCUGCGGCAGAGCCUUCACUACGAAGGGCAACCUGAAGGUUCAUAUGGGAACCCACAUGUGGAACAACACACCGGCGCGGAGAGGCCGGCGGCUCUCUGUGGAGAACCCCAUGGCCCUCCUGGGCGGAGAGGCCAUGAAGUUCGGAGAGAUGUUUCAGAAGGACCUGGCGGCUCGGGCCAUGAAUGUAGACGCCGGAUUUUGGAACCGUUACGCGACAGCUAUCACCAACAGCCUGGCCAUGAAGAACAACGAGAUCUCAGUGAUUCAGAACAGAGGCAUCUCUCAGCUCCACCCUCUGACUGCAGGCAUGGACAGAGUGAGCGGCGCAGCAGGUCCUAUAACCGGCCUCACCAAGGCGGGCAUGGACCUGGGGGGCAACAGACACUUUUCUAUGCUGAUCGACGACAGCAAAGAAAUCGGAAUCAAUUGAGAAAAAAAGAUGAAUGUUGGAAAUCUUAUGCAAAUUAUUAUGGACAUUAAAAUAUUUGUAAAACAUCUUGUUUGUUCUUAUGUACGAUAUAUAGACUUUUUAUCGAUCGACAGAGAAUAGUGAGGUGUUCACAUUCUGCUACUUUACUUUGCAGUCAUUUGUGAAUGUUUCUUUUUUUUCUAUCCAGUAAAGACGUUGUUCAACCUCGUACCUGAGAAUUCCUUCGGUGCUUCGAUGUGUGGUUGCUCAGAGUGAGGGACCAUGUGUUCAAAUCAAUAAUGCAAAGAGUCUGCUCUCUCCUCCGGACAGCUGCCCACUGCUGCUAGCUGGCGCAAAGCACAGAACAUGCUCAUAAAUACCCACAGUUAUGAACCGCAGAGCUCUGUUGUCAGUGUUAUGGUGAGAAACUGUCGUGAAACAACGGUUGGACCGAAUAAAAGCCACAACACAACCAGUCUGUAUGUUCAGUUCUAUACCUCAUAAUGUUAUUUUACAGAAAUUACAGGAAAAAAGUUCUACAUGAACUGUUUUUUUUUUUCUUUCUUCCAUUUAGUUUAAUUUAAAUAAACACCUACAGCACUCCUUACCUUU
Molecule: messenger RNA, 5187 nt
Organism: Mugil cephalus (flathead mullet)
Lineage: Eukaryota; Metazoa; Chordata; Actinopteri; Mugiliformes; Mugilidae
Gene: sall3b
Product: spalt-like transcription factor 3b
Exons: 4
Coding region: 874-4596 (1240 amino acids)
Biological process (GO): regulation of transcription by RNA polymerase II
Cellular component (GO): nucleus
Molecular function (GO): RNA polymerase II cis-regulatory region sequence-specific DNA binding; DNA-binding transcription factor activity, RNA polymerase II-specific
Source: RefSeq, a predicted model, not a curated record